CGAAAGCCCAUUGUUUAUUGACCAACCUCGUAUGUAGGAUUAAAUAUAUGAUAGAAUAGAAUAGAAUGAUUUAAACGAUUACUGACUACCAUCGUAUUUGGAAUCAUAACCUCUGACCUCACCACCUUCAAAAAACUUUUAUUAUGCAUAGGCGUUUAGUGAACUCAUUACUAGCAGACUGCAGUACUUAUAGAUGCAUUCAAAUCCGUAAAUUACAAACAUCGCUUAGAAAAGAGCAAAGACUAGCUGAAGUAGAAGAAAUGCCGCAGAACGGUGUAACCAAUGGGCAUACUAAUGGAGACGCGAGUAUACUGGAUGAUAUCCCAGGACUAGAGAAUGUUGUGGGUGAAAUUGGCGGGUGGAUCCCACCCUGUAUACCUAAGAAAUGUAAAUACCACAACAGACAAGAUGUCGACCCAAAACUUAACCCACAUACAACAAGACAAAUAGCACCAAGACCAAAGGUCUGCAGUUCAAUAUUGGACGCAAUUGGCAACACACCCAUGGUUCGAUUAAACAAAAUUCCUAAAAGUGUCGGCCUGGAUUGUGAAAUACUUGUAAAAUGUGAAUUCCUUAAUCCGGGUGGCAGCCUUAAAGACAGAAUAGGCCUUAGAAUGAUUGAGGAUGCAGAGCACGAUGGAAGAUUAAAGCCUGGAAGUGUUAUUAUUGAGCCUACAUCUGGCAACACUGGUAUUGGCCUUGGGAUGGUCGCAGGGGUGAAGGGCUACAGAAUGAUCGCAGUGAUGCCGGAGAAAAAUAGUGACGAAAAGGUAUACACGAUGAGAGCAGAGGGUGUGGAACUUGUUAGGACCCCCACCAUAGCAAGCUAUGAGUCACCAGAGUCCGCCUACAGAGUGGCUUACAAACUUGCUGAUAUCGUACCCAACAGUGUAGUUCUCGACCAAUAUCGUAGUGCUAGCAACGCUCUUGCCCACUAUGACGGCACAGCAGAGGAAAUACUAGACGCUUGUGAUGAUAAAUUGGACAUGUUGGUAAUCAGCACGGGAACUGGUGGAACCUUAACUGGAUUAGAAAGAAAGAUCAAAGAAAGAUGCCCCGAUUGCAAGAUCGUUGCAAUUGACCCAGUAGGCUCCAGAGUUGCUCCAGAUGACAUGUUUGUGAAAGGUUCAUCCCAGAUUGAGGGAAUUGGUAAAGAUUUCUACCCUACUGUUGCAGACAGAGAAUUGGUCGACAAAUGGUAUAAGGCUACGGAUAAGGGCUCGUUAAACAUGGCCAGACGUCUCAUCAAAGAUGAAGGAAUCAUGUCAGGUGGCAGUAGUGGUUGCGUGUUGUAUUACGCUAUCAAAGCAGCCAAGGACUAUGGUUUAAAAGAGGGCGACAGAGUAGUCUGUGUUUUCGCAGAUUCCAUCAGAAACUAUAUGACAAAGUUCCUUAGUGAUGACUGGAUGAAUGAUUUUAAAUAUAUGGAAGACACUCUUGAUGAAUCAAAACAAUGGUGGUAUGGCAAGAAGGUGACUGAGCUGAGCCUAGUUGCUCCCAAUUUGAUCACGCCAACUGAGAAAGUAUCUGACAUGCUUACCCUCCUAAGAAAUCAGACUGCAGGCAACGAUCAGGCCUUGAUCAUUGGAGAUGAUGGGCAAGUGCAAGGCAUGGUAACUCUUGCUCUGUUGUUGGCACAGCUCAAGAAAGGAAAUCUGACCAAAGAUGACCAGGUGUCUAAGGUGCUGUAUGGACGCUUUAAACAGGCAACCGUUGACUCGACUUUGGGAGAGGUAUCUGCAAUGUUGGACCUAGAUAGCUUUGUGGUUAUCCAUAAGGGCACACCGGGUACAUCUGGGCACUCCAUCGCAGGUGUCGCCACUAGUAUUGAACUGAUCACAUUCUUGACAGAAAACGCUCCAAAUAAGAGUUCGAGUAAAAUGAAAUAAAUGGAAGAAGAGGCAUAAACAGACUGCACAUACACUAUAGAACAUCUAUCAAUAUUCUUAUUAAUUAUUAAAAACAUGUGUAGACCUACUUAAAAAUCUGUUAUUGGCAUGCAAUACCUGAGGCAAUACUAAGUAGGACAUUUACACAUAAAAAUCUGUUUACCCCUUCUAAACUAAAACAAAAAGCCAGAAAUAUGUUAUUUACAGAAAACAUAUUAUUUAUAGAAAACCGGUGCUAACGUAGUCAUCACUUUAAGUGAGUGGAGGAUCGAGUGCGUUAGUUAAGUAAAUUGCACCUAUAGCGGAUUUGAAGGAAUCAGUUUUUCUUCAUAUUUAUUUGUCUUUUGACACUUCUGUAUUUUGUUAGAUGGUACUACGUACUGUUAUCUGGUACUGCUUCAAAUAUAAUAUGAUAUACCAAAUAUAUAAUGCCGACGACUGUUUUUUAGACCCAUAAUGUCUGUUUACCUUAUUCAGUCACCCCUGGAGAUUUAUUAAUCCCAUUUCAGGAACAUUCGCAGAAUUGGUUUCUGCAUCUCCAUCAAAAAAAUAAUAUUUCCAAAAUAAAGCAUUAUUAAAAAUGUUUUUUUGGGCUCAACAUGUAUAUAUUAUUACAGCAUAUCACAGAUAGAUGUCUCUACAGUAGGAAUAAAUUCUUAUAAAACAUUAAGGUAGUU
Molecule: messenger RNA, 2566 nt
Organism: Owenia fusiformis
Lineage: Eukaryota; Metazoa; Annelida; Polychaeta; Sabellida; Oweniidae
Source: the annotation of a GenBank genome assembly